This is a messenger RNA of Cryptococcus wingfieldii CBS 7118, 642 nucleotides long. RefSeq names its product ER lumen protein retaining receptor. Gene Ontology annotation, molecular function: ER lumen protein retrieval receptor activity. The coding region runs from base 1 to 642 and encodes 213 amino acids. The transcript has 4 exons. NCBI's taxonomy places the organism in Eukaryota, Fungi, Basidiomycota, Tremellomycetes, Tremellales, Cryptococcaceae. Gene Ontology annotation, cellular component: membrane; endoplasmic reticulum; cis-Golgi network. Gene Ontology annotation, biological process: endoplasmic reticulum to Golgi vesicle-mediated transport; protein retention in ER lumen. The record is from RefSeq and is a predicted model, not a curated record.
AUGAACAUCUUCCGCUUCCUCGGCGACAUCUCCCACCUCGCCUCCAUCUUCAUCCUCCUCCACAAGAUUCAGACAACCCGGUCCUGCCGCGGCAUAUCAUUCAAGUCACAGCUCCUCUACCUCGUCGUAUUCGUCACCCGCUAUGUCGACCUCUUUGUCUACCCCCUCAUAUCCAUCUACAACACCCUCAUGAAGCUCUUCUUCAUCGGCUCAACAGCCUAUGUGUUGUACCUCAUGAAGGUCAAGUUUAGACCAACCCACGACGCUUCACUGGAUACCUUCCAGCUCGCCUACAUCCUCGGCCCCGUCGCCGUGCUCGCCCUCAUCUUCAACUAUGAAUUCACCCCGUUCGAGAUCACUUGGUCAUUCUCCAUCUGGCUCGAAUCGGUCGCCAUCCUGCCGCAACUGUUUAUGCUCCAGCGGACGGGCGAGGCUGAGACUAUCACCACGCACUAUCUUGCGGCGUUGGCGCUUUACAGAGGACUGUAUAUCCCCAACUGGAUGUACAGGUACUUUACCGAAGGCAAGUUUGACAGUAUCGCGGUGUCUGCUGGUAUCAUCCAGACCCUCAUCUACGCCGACUUUGGCUACAUUUACGUCACCAAGGUCUUGCGUGGCCAGAAGUUUGAGCUCCCCGCGUAA